AUGUUGGGCGGCCUGAUGCGUUUCGGAAGACCUGUUGCUUCGCGCAAAAGGGUGUACGUUCGAAAAAAGGAUCGAAUUUCGACGCCAACAGUGCGUGGUUCGGUGUUGGCGACAACCGCCAACAGUGACAUGGCGCCGCCAGACGGGCCCAUGCAGUACGACACGAAAUGGUCUCCGAUGAACAUCAUCAGCAUGCCGACCAAGAUCAAGCAGGAGGGUUUCAACGUAUUAAGCCACCUAGACGUUUACCAUCCCCUUGCAGUAUCGUUACCGGCGUACGAUCAGGUGAAAUCUUCAUCGCCCUCCUCCCUUCAACAACUGCCGACCGUGAUUGAGCGGCUGCAUGACGAACCGGGAGGAUCUCCUGACCAUCAGCACCAACAUCAUGUACAACAGCAACAUCAGCAGCAGCAGCAACAGCAGCAGCAUCAGCAGCAGCAACUUCAUCAUAAUAUAGGUUCUCUGGCACUAUCGUCCAAGACGCCCCCUCAAGGCCCGGACGAUCUUCCGACCAACAGCUUAGUAUCAGAUGAUCUUCAUGGUGCGCAGAUACCAGCGACGCUACCACAACCCAACUCCACCAACAACAACAACAGCCACACGCCCAAUCAGAAUCAGUCCACCAGCAAUCAGAGCUCCACAACUGCGUCCACCACCAAUGGAACGGGAGCAGCGGUCAGCAACAGUAGUACCAACAAUAGUAGCAGUCUUUCCACAUAUGAUUGCAGCUCCACCACAAGUCCCACCGGCAGUCGGAACUCCAAUGUCAAACCACCGUACAGCUAUGUGGCACUGAUAGCGAUGGCGAUACAGAGCUCGCAAAUGAAACGUGCGACGUUGAGUGAAAUCUACGGUUACAUCACCUCGCGAUUUCCUUACUACGAGAAGAACAAGAAAGGGUGGCAGAACUCGAUCCGCCACAAUCUCAGCCUGAACGAGUGCUUCGUCAAGAUCCCGCGGGAGGGUGGCGGCGAGCGUAAGGGCAACUACUGGACGCUGGACCCCCAGUACGAGGACAUGUUUGAGAACGGAAACUACAAGCGUCGCCGGCGGAUGAAGCGCCCCUACCGGACCGGCCAUUACUCGAAAAUGUUCGGCGACUCGUACGUGAGCAAUCCGAGUAACUUUGGUCAUCGACCGGUCUUUGCACAGAACCCGUACCAGACUUACCCUCGAUACGAUGCCGGUGCACCCUGGAUGCCAACGACGCAGCUGAGCAGCUACACGUCCUGUUCCAGCCGGUCCAACUACUCUUACUCAACGCCGUAUAAUUUUUCACAGCUGCAACAAACGGUACAGCCUGUCACGAUCAACACGUACGGAACGCUGUCAAACAAUUUGGAUACCUUCGCCGUUUCGGGCAGCACAACACCUCCCUGCGCGCGCCGGUUUGAGCCACACUACCCCUAUUGGGACACGACCUUGCCACUUCCGGUAGUUAAGGACGAGCCCACGAAUCAGAUGAGCGUUACCUCGUCGCAACAGAACUCCUAUCAGAAGACUUAUCUAUCUCAACCCUAA
Messenger RNA from Anopheles marshallii, 1521 nucleotides. RefSeq names its product forkhead box protein I1-A-like. Gene Ontology annotation, molecular function: RNA polymerase II cis-regulatory region sequence-specific DNA binding; DNA-binding transcription factor activity, RNA polymerase II-specific. The transcript has 10 exons. The record is from RefSeq and is a predicted model, not a curated record. Lineage: Eukaryota; Metazoa; Arthropoda; Insecta; Diptera; Culicidae. Bases 1 to 1521 code for a protein of 506 amino acids. Gene Ontology annotation, biological process: anatomical structure morphogenesis; cell differentiation; regulation of transcription by RNA polymerase II.